AUGAAUACCACAGAGAGGGAACUCCAACCAGGAUUCCGCAGGAGCAAGAUGACAACAAUAAAGGGGCUACGCACUAGGAGUGUGUUCACAUUCAACCCAACAACGAUCAGCCCUGGGGAAGAGUUGUAUAUCAACAUACCUAAACUCAAGCCAUCAAGUUGUCUAGUCCCCGGAUCGUUAAAUCUCCUGUUUGACUUCAAGAACUUAAACACUAAAAGCCGCUUCAUGAACAACCUAUCGAAACUUUUAACCAAACGGUUACAAAUAAAAGUGGCAGGGGAAACAGCCUAUGACUGCUCAGGUGAAAGUCUGUUUGAAGUGUACAAGGACCUAUUGCUCACAGUUGGAGACAGGAAGAAGAUGAUAGAGCAGGGAUUAGCAAAUAAAAACCUACGCAAGUUAUUCUCAGGGGACGACUCAGCUGUAAAGGUAGGUGACAGCGGUAAAGUGGCAGACGCACUAGUUCAAUCAAUUUAUGGCACUAAGCUGAAAAAGCCAAUCGAUAAGAUCAUAGGUGACCACGGACUUUACACUCCCUUUACCAUGAAUAACAAUCCAAUGUACAUCCUAAUACUCCCAGAAGCAUCUGAAACAAUGGUGGCGCAAGGUGGUCAAAAAGUUGAUGGGUACAAACUGGAAAACCUUGAGUUAGAGUAUGAUACCAUUGAGAACGACUCCCUAGCCAGUGAAAUUUCAAGCAAGUACACCUAUGGUAGAAGUCUGUCGUACAAACAUGUUACACUAAUGAGCACCAGUAAUUGGGACAAGGACCUUACCAUCGUCAAUGAAAACAUCAACAUUCCUAGGAAGAGUAUGUGUGCUAUUGUCCUACUGUUUACCAACCAAGUGAGAACUGACUCAGAAGAGUACCUUUACCUCAACAUUGACAAAGUCAAGCUGACCAUUGAAGGUGUGCCAAACUCAGUGUUUUCACAGCGACUUCCAAAGAGCCAGUUUUUCGAAGAGGCAAAGAGGUUUUUCUGUCCGAUGUGUGAAAAAUCGAUGGCCGACGAAUUUAUGUCAGUCGUCAGGUUUUACGGGAACGGGUUCGCACUUGUGAUAGACCUGAGGUCAACCCAAGAUGAUACCACAGGAGAUGGUAAAAAGAUCGUGAACACCCAAAGUGGAGUCCUGUUGGAGAUCACAAAGAGAGCAACAUUUAAGCUCAACUCAAUACUGAAGGUAUCCCUGAGGGAAUGCCUAAAGUGA
This is a messenger RNA of Paramuricea clavata, 1209 nucleotides long. Lineage: Eukaryota; Metazoa; Cnidaria; Anthozoa; Malacalcyonacea; Plexauridae. The record is from the annotation of a GenBank genome assembly.